UUUAAACACCACAUAAGUUCUAAUAAACAUUCUAUUACAAUUAUUUGAAAUCUAAGCAAUAUUUUUAGAUAUCAGAAGUAUGGCAUUUACAGAAAAGUGACAUAAAAUCGCUCGGAUUUCCCAGUUACGUCACGAUUAUUCAAGAUGGAGGAUUUACAAGUCGAAGUUUGCGGCCGAAACGGCGUCUACUAUAAGGCAUUUGUUCAGAAUGUUCACAAUGAGGAGAUCACAGUUGCCUUUGAAAAUGACUGGCAGUCAGAGAAAAGAAUUCCAUUCAGUGAGGCCAGACUUCCACCAAGAGUGCCUGGCAGGUCUGACUAUAGAGAGGCAGAUGAAGUGGAGGUGUAUACUCAGUCAAGUCCCCAGGAGCCAUAUGGCUGGUGGAAGGCCAGGGUUAAGAUGAUGAAAGGAGAGUUUGUAGUUGUGGAAUACUUGGGCUGGGAGACCACAUACAAUGACAUCUGUCCUGUAGAUAGGGUACGACCAAUGAACAAAAGUAAUCAUCUAACCAAUGGCAGCUUUUACAAAUGUGUGAUUGACAUACCAGAAGAUCUUCAAGAUAUGUGUGAAGAUGAACAAAUCCACAAAGAUUUCAAAAAGACAGUUGGUCCAUCUCUCAUAAUAUACUCUAAAGAAAACCAUGCCAUAAUUGUUUAUGCAACAAAGGAGUCGACAACGCGCAAGGCAUCCAUGCUAGGAGACAUGCAUAUACGUAAUUUGCGCCAAAAGCACGUCUUAAAACAAAGAAUGGAUGAGGCUUGUAAAAGAUUGGAAGAUUCGAGAAAACUUGAUUCCACAAAGAUGCAAAGAUCUGGUUACUUUGAGGAGUUUGCAGUGCGUGAAGACCUGAUGGGUUUGGCUAUAGGGUCACAUGGUGUGAAUAUCUCACAGGCAAGGAAGAUAGAUGGCAUCACUGCAAUAGAGCUUGAUGAGAACACCUGCACGUUUACAGUACAUGGCGAGAAUGAGGAGGUCGUGAAAGAGGCCAGGAACAUGCUGGAAUUUGGAGAGGAGAGCUACAAUGUGCCAAGAGAACUAAUACCUAAAGUAAUUGGCAAGAAUGGUCGUAACAUCCAAGAAAUGGUUGACAAAUCUGGUGUUGUCCGUGUAAAGAUAGAGGGAGACAACGACACGGAAAAUGCCAGUCAACGGGAAGAUAGUGUUGCCUCCUUGCAGGGCCUUGUUCCAUUCCUGUUUGUUGGCACGAUUGAGAAUAUCAGCAAUGCCAAGUUAUUGCUAGAAUAUCACUUGACACAUCUAAAGGAUGUUGAGAAACUACGUCAAGAAAAGCUUGAGUUAGAUCAGCAGUUGCGUAGUUUGAAUGUACAGCAACAGCCUGGCCCAUAUUUCCCUCCCCCUAGAGAGCGCAGACAGCAGCCUUAUGAACCAUAUAUGGAAGACAGGGGGCGGGGCCGAGGAGGACGUGGGCGGGGACGUGGACGAGGUGGCUGGGGCAGAGGAGGCCGUAGAGGAGGAGACUUCAACUCAGGAGUGAACCCUGGUGAUUCUGACUAUGACAACAAUAGAAGGCGUCGCUAUGGUGAUGAGGAAACAACUGUUCUUGACAACAAUGAUGUGUCUAGCGUCACCAGCCAAGAUCAAGAGAGUGUGUCAUCAGUUGAUGGACCUAAUAGGAGACGAAGACGUCGUCGUAAUCGUAUGAACAAAGCCAGAAAUGGAGUUGAGACAGGCACUGAGACUGAUAAUAGUGUGUCAAACUAUGCCAGUCAAGGAGAGGGUGUUGAUACAGACACUGGAGUAGGGGGUGGUGGAUACGCACCUCGGGGUGGCUCCAGGGGACGGGGCAGGGGACGUGGCCGAGGAGGGCGUGGUUCUGGGGGAUACCAAUCUGCAGACGAGUAUGGUGGAGGAUAUAGAGGGCGCCAACGACGAGGUCGUGGAGGAGGUGGCUACAACUCAAAUGAUGAUUUCAACCGUCCAUAUGAAUCACGUGAUGAGCCCCGAUCAGCCAAUAGAAAUCCCUCAAACCAGAAUGUGCAGUCAGCCAGGACUUCAGGUGCUGGUACUCGCAGAUCUAACAGUCAAAACAGACGAUCUGAUCAGUCUCCAUCUCGCGGCAAACAGCCAGCUCCCUCUAGCGGGGGAGACUCUACUAAAUCUGCGACAACAUAUAGUGUUAAUAUGAAUGGUGUAGCUCCUGCUGAUAAUAAUAAAAACUCUAAAAACAUUAAUAGUAAGGAUAAAUCUCCGCCAAAAGAUCAACGUCCGCCACGUAAACGCGACCCCAAACCUAACUCAACAAAUCCUAAACCAAAUAAUGCAACAGCAAAACUAAAUGGACAACAAAGUGAAUCAGAACCUAAGAAUCUGAAAGCUAAAGUUGAUAGUAAAUCCACACCUAUGGUGAAUGGAGAGUGAUCAACAAAGCACCCCCAUAGUGGUCGCAUAAUGGACUAGUCCAUUCUCAUAAGACCCCUGUAAGAUGUAGAAUAAGGGGUGAUAAGACAGUGGGGAAUGAAACUUCCAAUGAGAGACUAAAAGGUUUAUCACAAGAUGCUAAUGUCUAAUGAUUGGUGUAAAAUUGGGAGACAUGUCAAGGUCUAGAAUGUAGCUCUGGUAAACAUGUUAAUGUUGCUCCCUUUGAAACAAUUUUUGUUUUAUAUAAAACCAUUUGAUGUCCAAUUUGUAAAUGCUUUUAAUACAUAACAACACUGUCCAUGUUCGUUUGUAAGUUCUCCUAGUUUCCUGACCACACAUAAGACUAUAGGAGACUUAAGUG
Messenger RNA from Owenia fusiformis, 2740 nucleotides. Lineage: Eukaryota; Metazoa; Annelida; Polychaeta; Sabellida; Oweniidae. The record is from the annotation of a GenBank genome assembly.